Thecamonas trahens ATCC 50062 is the source of this 1356-nucleotide messenger RNA. RefSeq lists its product as uncharacterized. Bases 1 to 1356 code for a protein of 451 amino acids. Gene Ontology annotation, molecular function: protein binding. Lineage: Eukaryota; Apusomonadida; Apusomonadidae. The record is from RefSeq and is a predicted model, not a curated record. The transcript is spliced from 2 exons.
AUGGCAAGUGACGUGUCAAGCGAGCGCGAGCGGAUGGUGCUCAAAGAGCUCGCCCGUGCCCGCGACCACAUCCCCGACGACGAGCUCGUCUCGUGUGUCCGUGAGCUCGUGCUCGUCAGACUAUGCAUCACUCCGUACAAAGAAGUGACGCUACAGAUCCAGUUCCCUCCCGGCUAUCCGGCCUCACCGGUGGUGGUCAUUCUCAAGUCCAAGGCGCUGCCACAGAGCUUGGUAGCCAAACUGAAGAACCUGUGCGAAGCCGAAGCUGCUGCCCAUGUUGCGAUGUGCCAGGUGGUCCCGGUCUACGACAAGCUCAAGGGCUUUAUGGUGCAGAAUCUACUGAUCGCAGCCUGGGAUGAGUUGGUAGCACUGCGCUCCGACGGCGGCGACGGCGAGGAGACACUGUCGAAGAAGAUCAAGCUGUACGAGGCCCAGGGCAAGGUCAAACUCGUUCUCGCUCAAGGCAAGUACAAGCUCACUGCUGAGCUCACCAUUGACAACCAGUAUCCGGCAAGCCCUGUCGAACUGGAGAUCACACGCUCAAACUUUACCCCGCAGUACGAGGCCAUGUUUGCCGCUCACGCCAAGGAGCUGGCGCGUCUGGCUGUUUCCGGGCCGCUGCAGCGGCUGUCAACGACCAAGACCAGAUCGUCGUAUGCUGGGUCGACUUUUGCCGAGCGCGGUGGCCGCCGAAUUCUGGGCAAGACCCGCAGGCUGUUGGCCGACCUCGAGGCUGCCGAAGCUGCCGCGUCGACGCCCGAGCCGAGCAAGACUGUCGAGCCGCGGCGCUCACUGCUGGAGGUGGCUCAGUACCUGAUGUCAUCGGUUGCCAACUACCCUACCCAGCCGUGCCAGUGCUGCGAGGAGCCCGUGUUCCCGGCCGAUCCGACAGAGCUCGGGAAGGUGACGUCCAAAGCGCUGCAGGUCGAGCGCGUGUACUGCGGUCACUUUUACCACUACGGCUGUCUCGACGUCUUUCUCAACUCGCCGCCAUUCAACAGCGAUGGCAAGCCAUGCCCGGCGUGCGGAAAGCGCAUCUUUCACCGCAAGUGGUCCAACGAUGCCAAGGAGCUCGAGUCAGGAUGGGCCCACAAGCAGGCUCGCCACCGCGAGAUCGGCGAGGUCAUCGACUUUCUGGGCGAGGAUGCUGUCGGCGAGACAUAUGAGGGCGCUCCACCACCGUGGCUCGCUGGUGCUCUCGCUCGCGCUGGUCUCGUGGUCCCAGGUGAUGUCGCGGCCGCGGCAACAGCUGCAGCUGCUCCGCCGCCGUCGUCUGCCGCCGGCAAGCGGAAGCGCAAGAAGAAGAAGAAGGCGACCGCGCGCAUGGCGCAGGACGACAUGUCGGCCUUUCUCUAA